Molecule: messenger RNA, 3263 nt
Organism: Sardina pilchardus (European sardine)
Lineage: Eukaryota; Metazoa; Chordata; Actinopteri; Clupeiformes; Clupeidae
Product: NLR family CARD domain-containing protein 3-like
Exons: 9
Coding region: 231-3263 (1010 amino acids)
Biological process (GO): intracellular signal transduction
Source: RefSeq, a predicted model, not a curated record
UGAACAGACCGCAGACGCAGCGUUUGCCCACGUGAUGAACGCGGAACAAGUUAAAUCGAAAGUAAAUCUCAAGGGACCGCUGUGUGUUCGGGCAAGAACAUUUCGGACGUUUUGUGAAGGCUGCAGGCUACUUCCUCUGUCAGUGGUUCCCUGAUCUCUAUCAACACGUCUGCUAUUGUUGGAGCAGAAAUGGAUCCACAGAUCUGAUUGGUCCAUGUAGCUGCUAAAAGAUGGAUGUCCCUCAAGAGGGAGAGGAUGCUGUUGGUGGAAAUCAGACAGGCAGAGCAGCAUGUGCCGUGUCCAGCCACGUGUCCAUGAAGAAUGAGGAGCCCGUCACUGAUGGGCAUGAGGGGGUCAGCACAGGAAGAGUGUCUUAUCCAAGACCACAGAAACACAGACCAGUGUCUCCAGUGCCCAGCUGUGUGUCCAUGAAGAGUGACCAGUCCAUAGGACAAUAUCCCAAUUUCAGCAGUGGACCACCACAAUCUGAUCCAAACAGACCACAGAAACACAGACCAGUGUCUCCAGUGCCCAGCUGUGUGUCCAUGAAGAGUGACCAGUCCAUAGGACAAUAUCCCAAUUUCAGCAGUGAACCACCACAGUCUGAUCCAAAACCACAGAAACACAGACCAGUGUCUCCAGUGCCCAGCUGUGUGUCCUUGAAGAGUGACCAGUCCAUAGGACAAUAUCCCAAUUUCAGCAGUGGACCACCACAGUCUGAUCCAAAACCACAGAAACACAGACCAGUGUCUCCAGCGCCCAGCUGUGUGUCCAUGAAGAGUGACCAGUCCAUAGGACAAUAUCCCAAUUUCAGCAGUGGACCACCACAAUCUGAUUCAAAGCACAUCCUGACCCAGGAUCAGUCCAGGUGUGGAGUGUGUGAGCAGCUAUUGAGGGACCCAGUCAUCACCAGCUGUGGACACAGUUUCUGCAAGCAGUGCAUCAGCAGCUACUGGAGCCAGUCUGGUCCAUCAGGAGACUACAGCUGCCCCCAGUGCAGAAAGAGAUCCAGAACACAACCCAUUAUAAACCCUGACACAACUAUGGCACAACCACUGUUAUACCCACCUGAAAAUAUGUCACAGGCUCACCUAUACCCACAAACUAUGGCAAAGCCUCACCUAUACCCAUCUAUGGACAUGGCACAACCUCACCUAUACCCACCUACAGCCAUGGCACAACCUUUGUCAUACCAACACAGUGAAAUGGCACUUCAUCUGAACCCAUCCGCAAACAUGGCAGAAGUUCCUCCAUCCCCACACACAGACAGGGGGCAGUAUCCUCAGUACUCAAACUCAGCCAUGGGGCAGCAUAAUCAUCCACACAUCCAGCAACCUCUUUAUCCACACAUCCACACGGCACAGAUCUCUCCACAUCCUCCCUUAGAUGAGCACACAGUCAUGACAGGCAGCACCCAUCUGCAAACUGAGCAUGCUCCAGUCAAAAGGGCCAAACUAACAGAUGACCAUGUCCUGACCAGAGUACUGAUGACCCAUAAAGCCAUCAUGAAGAGGAGGUUUGAGAGCAUAUGUGAAGGCAUAAGGUCAGGGACUCAAACACUCCUGAACAAGAUCUACACAGAGCUCUACAUCACAGAGGGAGAGAGUGAAGGGGUGAAUAAUGAGCAUGAGGUUUGGCAGGUAGAGUCAGCAUCCAGGCCACAAACCACAGAAGACACAGCAAUCAACUGUAAUGACAUCUUCAAGCCCUUACCUGGACAGGAGAGACAUAUCAAAACUGUCAUGACCAAGGGGAUUGCUGGCAUUGGAAAAACUGUCUCAGUGCAGAAGUUCAUCCUUGACUGGGCAGAGGAGAAAGCUAACCAGGAUGUAGAUUUCAUGUUUGUGCUUCCAUUCCGUGAGCUGAAUUUGGUCAAACAUGAUGAGUACAGUCUUCACAGACUCCUGCUUGACUUCCACCCUGAGCUUAAAGAGCUUCAAGAUGGUGAAUACAAAGACUGCCACAUUGUGUUCAUCUUUGAUGGUCUAGAUGAGAGUAGACUUCCACUGAAAUUCCAAGAGAACCAGAAGUUGUCCGAUGUGACACAAACAUCAUCAGUGGAUGUGCUGAUGACGAGUCUCAUUCAGGGAACUCUGCUUCCCUCUGCUCUCAUCUGGAUAACCUCCCGACCAGCAGCAGCCAGUCAGAUCCCCUCUCAGUGCAUCAGUCAGGUGACGGAAGUACGAGGGUUCAAUGACCCACAGAAGGAAGAGUACUUCAGGAAGAGGAUCAGUGACCAGAAUCAAGCCAACAGAAUCGUCUCACACAUUAAGGAAUCCAGAAGUCUGCACGUCAUGUGCCACAUGCCAGUGUUCUGUUGGAUCUCAGCCACUGUCCUUCAGCAGAUACUGGAACAGGAUGAUGGGAAGGAAGCCCCCAAAACUCUGACUGAGAUGUUCAUACACUUUCUGCUCAUCCAGACCACCAGGAAGAACCAGAAGUAUCAAGAGGAAAGUGAGACAGAUAGACAGAGGCUCCUGGAGUCACACCAAGGUGUCAUAUUGAAAUUGGCAGAGCUGGCCUUCAAGCAUCUGGAGAAUGGCAAUCUCAUGUUCUAUGAGGAAGACCUGAGAGAGUGUGGCAUUGAUGCCAGUGAAGCUUCAGUGUACUCUGGCAUGUGCACUGAGAUCUUCAGGGAGGAAUGUGUGUUUCACCACAAGAAGGUCUACUGCUUUGUCCAUCUGAGCAUCCAAGAGUUUCUUGCUGCACUUCAUGUGUUUGCCUCCUACUUGAGUAAGAACAUGGAGGUCCUGAAACCAUUUCUUAAAAGAAAGUCCAUGUCUUUGGCAGAUUGGCCUCUAGAUGAGCUGCUGAAGAAUGCUGUAAACAAAGCUUUGGAAAGCAAGAAUGGACACCUUGAUUUGUUUGUUCGCUUCCUUCAUGGCAUUUCUCUGGUGUCAAAUCAGAGACUUUUGCUUGGUCUCCUGACAGACACACACAGCAACCCAGAGAGUGUGAAGAAAACAAUCAAGAACCUGAAGAUGAUGCAGAGACCAAAUAUCUCCCCCGAGAGGUGCAUCAAUCUGUUCCACUGCCUGGUGGAAAUGCAUGACUCUUCUGUUCAUGAUGAAAUCCAGGCUUUCCUGAAGGCAGAGAAAGGUGCCGUGAAACAGCUCACACUGGCUCACUGCUCAGCCUUGGCUCAUGUGCUUCUGAUGUCUGAUGAGGUGCUGGAUGAGUUUGACCUGAGCAAAUACAAAACCUCUCCAGAAGGUCGCAGGAGACUGGUUCCAGCCGUGAGAUACUGCAGAAAGGCUCUGUGA